Molecule: messenger RNA, 1710 nt
Organism: Cuscuta campestris
Lineage: Eukaryota; Viridiplantae; Streptophyta; Magnoliopsida; Solanales; Convolvulaceae
Source: the annotation of a GenBank genome assembly
AUCGAAGAAAGAACUAGACCAUUCUUCAAAGGUCGGUUCUUUCCUAGAUAUGACGCCGGAGGAAAAUGAGGAAUUGGUGGGAAAACUCACAUCAAAUGCCAAAUACUGGUACGAAGACCGAGUUCCACAACAAAAGCUGGAAUGUAUGAGGUGGACACUUUCACCGCACUUAAGGCAAGUAUGGAAAGUCUCAUCAAGCGGACCAUCCAAGAUCAGUUCAGUGCAAGUUCGCAUCCAAACAAACAACGUGAAUCAAUUGCUCAGGCCGAUGCUUACUAUCAAGGAGGAUCUAGUUCACACCAAAAUGAACUGGUCAUGUCUUGUGAAUCUUGUACAGGUGCACAUCUGACAUCUCAGUGCCCGUACAAUGAAAGCACAACAAAGGAACGGCCACGUGAAGUACACUUGGCACAAUAUGCCAACAAAGGGGAAGGACCAUGGGCCCCUAAUCAGUACCAGCCAGCUUAUCAGCACGAUGAUCCUUCGAGGGAGCGCAACAAUAACAAUUUCCUGCGAAAUAAUCGUUCAAGGGACGAUUACAAACAAGGCGGCUGGAACAACAACACCAAUUGGAAUAGUCAAAGAGGGUCUGGCUAUAACCAAGGGGGAAAUACUCAAGUGUAUGUUCCCCCACACCAAAGACAAGCUGAGGAUCCUAUGGCCGAAAUGAAGAGGAUGAUGGAGGAGCAAAAUAAAAGGAGUGAAGAAAGAAUUCAAAGGUUAGAGGAAUCUAUGAGACAACUAAUGGAUAAGAUGACAAUCAGACCUCCUGGAACUCUCCCUGCUAAAACUGAAACCAAUCCACGCGAACAUCUUAACGCUGUUACUCUACGCAGUGGAAAGGAAGUUCAAGGUGUUGGUCAAAGUACUGAACCAACAUUGGAGGAGGAGUCUGAGGUUGAAGUAAUUAGUCAACCAACUGAAGAAAAUAAGAAGGAACCAGAAAAGAAAGAAGAAAGGAAGGAUAAGGAACCUUCCCAGUCCCAGCAUGCAAACAGCAAUCUCCUACCAAAGAAGGUGACCGUACCCUUUCCAUCAAGGGUAAAGAAGAAGAAUGAUGAUCAAGCUUUCAAGAAGUUUUUAGACAUCAUGGGCCAAGUGGAAGUUAAGUUGCCUUUGAUUGAUGUCUUAACUGAGAUGCCAAAGUAUGCCAAGUUCAUCAAAGACUUGGUUAUGCAUAAAAAGGACUGGGAAGGGGUUUCAAUGAUCAAUCUGAAUGCGAGCUGCUCCGCGUUGCUACUCCAACAAUUACCUGAGAAGUGCAAGGAUCCAGACCCUACCGAAUUUUGUCAUUCUGUCAAAAUAUUGAAGGACAAAGGGUCUGUCGAGACGCUUCUUGGUCUAGAGGCAGUGUUGAAGGAGGAAGAGAAUGAAGGGAUUAAGUGUGAGGAUGUUCGGGAAGUAGAAACAAAGGGAUCUGAUACCCUAGAACUGAAGCCACUUCCCAAACAUCUAGAAUAUGCAUUUCUGGAUGACGAGGGCAAAUGCCCGGUUGUCAUCGCAUCUGAAUUGACUGUGGAUCAAAAGGCCGAACUAUUGACCGUUCUUCGACGGCACAAGCAAGCAAUUGCUUGGAAGUUGGAGGAUAUUCAAGGAAUCAGCCCGGCCUUUUGCACCCACAGAAUUGCAAUUGAAGAAGGGUUCAAGCCUGUUGUUCAAACACAACGUUAAGGACCGGAAAGGGUCUGCAAAUCAAGCUGCUGACCACCU